AUGAUGCUUGCGCUUAUCGCGGCGGCCCUCGGCCUAUCCACCUGUGCUUUUGCCGCACCACUCUCCAUCAACACCACAACUGAGAGUUAUUCCUUUCAUGUCGUUACGGCUACAAGCAAUAGUAGCAACUUCCAGUUAAGGCUACGGCCCAACCAGUACGAUGUUGAUUUUGGAUAUCCUGCCGGAACGUUCCACUAUGUUGGCAUAGAUGCCGCAGAUGCGGUGUUGGUUGCCAACUUGAGAGACGGAGUCUUGUAUAGCCAAGGACGCGAUGCCGACGGCAGCCUAUAUGAUCUCGGGCCCACAGGGUACAUAAACCUCAAAGAAUCCGUCGGCACUUCGUCAUCCUAUUUAUUCAGCUUUGUUAAUGCCACCAUUUACCCGCCCGCACUUGAUGCGGGGUGGCUGUUGAGCCCCAGUGAUGGUGGUGCUACAUAUGAGCUGCUUUACACGGAGGCGGAGGGAGUUGUUAACGGCUGGCGAUGGUGCAUAGCAGAUUUCGAUCUAGAUUACGGCCCGUGGUCUUAUUUGGAGUAUUUUACAUAUACCGAUACUCCUACGUUUGACUCUUACUGUGUGCCUGCGACUGUUCUGGCAACUGUUGUAAAAUGA
This is a messenger RNA of Trichoderma virens Gv29-8, 612 nucleotides long. RefSeq lists its product as uncharacterized. The coding region runs from base 1 to 612 and encodes 203 amino acids. The record is from RefSeq and is a predicted model, not a curated record. NCBI's taxonomy places the organism in Eukaryota, Fungi, Ascomycota, Sordariomycetes, Hypocreales, Hypocreaceae. The transcript has a single exon.